Molecule: messenger RNA, 2566 nt
Organism: Phaeodactylum tricornutum CCAP 1055/1
Lineage: Eukaryota; Bacillariophyta; Bacillariophyceae; Surirellales; Neidiaceae
Exons: 1
Coding region: 444-2426 (660 amino acids)
Source: RefSeq, a predicted model, not a curated record
CUCUUUCACUGUACCAGCUACCUGCAAAACCCAUGCCUCCCGCCGUUAAAAUUCCCUUACCUAAAGGAGCUGUCGGUGUUUCCUUCCGUGGCACUCCACCUGUUGUUAGUAAAGUCGCCGACGAAAGCCCGCUACUGGGCAAAGUCCAAGAAGGCUACAGCGUCCACUCCUUGAUUCUACCCAACGGCGAUGUCUUGUCCGCGGCCAAUCUUUCGACGUCCACGUUGGUUGCUGCGUUGAAAAAAAUGGUAACGAGGAAGGUCGCAAGCUGAAAUUCACCAUGGCCAUGCCCGAAGAGCUAAACAUUCAAUUACCUGCUGUUGAGUACCCAUCGUCUGGUCUGGGAUUCACUAUCCGAGGCCAUCCUCCCGCUGUGACUGAAAUUAGAGACGAGUCGCUUGAAAACUAAAAAGGAUCCUUCGUCGCCAACUUUGCGAAUCGGGAUGGUAGUCGAUCGAGUGGUUUUGUGGGAUGGUACAAAUUUGUUAGGACACGGUGCCGAGGAAAUCAUGUCAGCCUUGACGGACGAUUUAGCGUCCGCUACAACAUCUAGCAGUUGGACGCUGCAUCUCGUCAAACCCGGCAGAGAACUGCCUUCCAAAAGGGUUGUCCUUCCGGACUCCAAGACUAUCUUGUUACCACCAGUUCCAACACUGGGCAUCACGUUCGAGGAAAGUCUCGACAUUCGCACCAGAGCAACCACUGUUUCCUUGAUUCGACUAUCGGACGAUUCACCCUUGCGAGGGCUAGCCCGGGUAGGUAUGGUCGUCGCUACCCUCAAUGUAUCAGGUGGGGCCGUCUCCCAUCGAGGACUGUCGGCUAUGGAUUUGGGACAAACAUUGGCAGCUACGGCUUCGGAACAGGGGCGUACGAUCCUACUCAAGUCUCCGCAAAAUAAUUCCUUACCCAAAUUGUCGACAACACAGCUGUCUCUCCCUUCUGGCGCUGUAAGCGAUUGGGGUAUCAAGUUCUCUGAUAAUGCGAAACAGAUUUCUGCGGUAGUGGACGUAAAAGAUGAUUCGCCGUUGGCGCCUACCAUGCGUCCGGGACAGGUCAUUCUCAGCGUCGGUCUCCCCAACGGAAUAGAAUACGACGACCUUCCCACAGACGAACUCUACGCAGUUUUGCAUGAUUCGGCUAACGCUGCCGACCAAACCCGCUUUUGGAUUGUGGAAAACCGACCAGCCCCGCUCGUCGACGAGACUUUUGUUACUUUGCCGGCCGGCAAGUUGGGAGUCAACUUCGUCGGGGCGCCGCCCCGUAUUAAUAAGAUAUUGCCAGGAUCUCCUUUAGCUGGGAAAGUCUUCAUUGGACAGGUUGUCGAUACACUCGUGUUGCCACAAACGGACGAAAUCUUAUACCAACUAUCGGCCAAGGAAUUGGUCGGUGUGCUGGUUGAGACAAAUGAACACACGGACCGCGUGGCUCGUUUCAUCAAUCCAGAUACGCGAACGCUGACAGCUCCCCCUAUUUUGCCGUUACCAGAUUAUCGCGCACUGCCCUUACCCGCUUCGUAUCCACUUGGGAUCGGUAUGACGGACCUGAAUGGCUUGGUGACGAUCACCAGUGUCCGCAAAAGUAGUCCGCUCCUGAAGCCGGGUGCCGGUGGGGAGGCUACCCUGCUGGGUAUGGCUAUCGAUACCGUAAGCUUUCCCAACGGGCAGGUAUUAAUGCAACGAACGGCAGCCCAGUUCAACGAUGCACUCAAGAGUACGUCGGAUCAAGAAGGACGGAUCUUGCUCCUUAAGAACCCCAACUCCGACACUAUUGCCUUUUCGACACUCCCCGAUCGGUUGAAUAUAGCUUUGCCCGCAGGCAAGCUCGGCAUUACGUUUGGAAAGACCGUCCCGCCAAUGGUGGAAAGAUUUACGGAGGAUUCUCCUAUGAGCUCGAUUGUUCCAGUAGGAAUGUUUGCUGAUAUGUUGACACUUUCCAACGGUACCAUCUUGAGUGGAAUGACAACCCACGAACUCGUGGCUGAACUGAAUGCCUCAAGCGCCGAAAUCGAGCGGCACUUGUUGCUUAAGAAUCCUCGUAACCAAAAUCCAACUCCGGCGGAAGUUGUGCUUCCAGAUAAAGCCAUGGUGGUCUUACCGACCGGCACCCUUGGUGUGAGCUUCCGUCAAACAGCAUCCGGUUGUGUCGUUUCCCGGGUACACGAAGAAUCCCAAGUUUACCAUUUGAUUCGUCCUGGUAUGGCGGUGGACAUUUUGACAGUGAAGACUGGCCAAGUGUUCACCGGCUUGACGGCCAAGGAGUGCUGCCGUCUACUACGCGCCAGCAAGGAAACGAGCGGUCGCAAGAUGAUUCUAAAGAAUCCGGAGACGGCGAGUAUGUCGCAACGAAAUGUUGUCGUUUCCGAAUCCGGGGAUCUGACGUCGGUGAAUGGCGAUAAGGUGUACGAUGAUGAGAGCCACAGAGGCUAAAAAGAGGAUGCGUGUUUUGUUUUGGAAAAAGGAGACGAAUUUCCUCCGAUCUAUAUUUUAUGCCUACGUUUUGGAAUGAUUGGCUUUUUUUGACAACACAGCAGCAUUGAACAGUAAGCGAUUUUUAGUUUUUUGCCUUU